AUGGAAUCGAGCAAGAAGGGACUGAAGAGUAUAUUUACCACCAUUCCUACUGUUAUCAAUGUGCUUCCUUACUUUGGCUAUGCAGAUAGUAUGCAUUGAUUAAUGAUGGAGUUUAACAGUAAGUCAAGAAAGUUUUGGACAGAAGAUAUUUGCAAAUGGAGCAGAGUGUUUUCAGAGUUUAAAAAAUCAAUCGGUCCAAUUUUCCCUGAACAAUUUGAGAAGAUUCAAGGGUUUUGGCCAGAGAUGCUCUUCAAAUAUUGAUUCAGGAUAAAUUAUGCAUGCCAGGACGUGGAAAACUUGAUCAUGCAAAUUAAGGAAAGCAGCCCAAUUGAGAUCGAAAUGAUAAAAAUUGAGCAAGAUGUAUUUAGCCUACCACAUUUUGAUGUUAAAGAGAACAGCAUUGGCAGAGAAAUAAAGUAUUAUACAUUUUAUGAAGGAGAGAAAGAUUUGUUUAUAAAGAAACUUAAACUUCUAUGUGAAGCUAUAAAUAUCAGCCAAGAGAAGUUAGGAAUGAACAAACUUGUAAUCCAGUGUCAAGAGCUUGCUUAUAAUAGAGAGUUAAAGAUCUACAACCUCCCAGAGCCAUUUGUGAUUACAGAAAUAUCAUACCAAAUAGGAGAAGUUUAUAUAUUUGAUUCUAGGAUCAAGAUUCCGAUAGAUGAGUUCAUGCCAGCAUUAAACAGAGUGCAGUUUGAAUUCUUUCAAAAAUGGAUAUAUUAUGUCAGUAGUUUGGAAGAACUAGAAGACUUCUUUGGUGAAGAUCUUACUCGUCCCUUAAAUAGGUUUCUCUUGACAUCCACUCUUUACUUCUGGUGAUGGGAUAGACUUCAAUUAUCAAGCGGCAUCAAAAAGCGAAUGAUUGAAGCAUUAAAACUUGGAUAUACCAACCUGCAAGAUAUAUACUUUAAGAUAGAAUGCGAUAUAAGAUUAGCUGAAUGGGGUUAUUGGAUUAACCAAAUUGUUAAAAUAUUCCCAAACUGAUAUUUCGAUUACGAAGGAGAAACAUAUAUUCAACAUCUUAAUUACACCCUCAGCUGCUCGAGAGCAACUUUUGUCUUAGUCCAGGGCACGAAGAAAGUUAUUUUCCACUUUGAAAAUUGAACUAUACGUGCAGGCGAACAUUGGAACUUCGAAUCGAAAGAUACCAUAUCAUUUUUAGAAAAUUUCCAUGCUCAUGGAAAAAUCAUUUCAGUUGAAAUUGAUGAAGAACUAUCAGAAGAAGACAACAAAUAUAUUCUCUGAAGUGGACGUAGUGCAGAGGCCAGAGAUUGCUCUUCUGGAAUACCCAAACUUACAGUAAUGAUUGAUAAUGUGGAGAGUAUUUGCUUAGUAAAUAGAUCUCCACUGAUAUGGUGUAAAGCGCUUAGAUUCUGACUGUUGAACAGCGGUAGAAUGUGAAGAAAACCAAUUGCUUUUGAAGACCACUUUGCUUAUAAGGCAUAUGAUGGAAUUUGUCAAAAUUAUGAAACACAAAUGCUAGAUUCAUUGAGAUUUAAAAUGCAGUUUGUAAACUUAAAUAAGAUAAAUCUAUCAUUUUCCAAUAUGAAAGAGGAGAACAUGAAGAUAAUUGAGCAUAUUAUUGAGGGCAACAAGAAUCUUGUCUCAGCAAGUUUUAUGAUCUGUGAUAUCCUAGGGUUUAAAAGUAAAGACAUACUCGAGAGAUUUUGAAAUAUGAUGAAGAAGCACAAGCAUGUGAUGUGGAUGAACCUGAAAUGAUCCAUAAAAUUAAGAAGAAAUCCUUUGAGAAAAACCAAGAUAAUCCCUAUAGGGAGGACCUUUAGCUAUGUAAUUUCUUAAUUCCAGAACUUAUUAUAAUCUUUAAUAACC
Molecule: messenger RNA, 1827 nt
Organism: Moneuplotes crassus
Lineage: Eukaryota; Ciliophora; Spirotrichea; Euplotida; Euplotidae
Source: the annotation of a GenBank genome assembly